Clarias gariepinus (North African catfish) is the source of this 2583-nucleotide messenger RNA. It is a transcript of the gene homer1b, whose product is annotated as homer scaffold protein 1b. Gene Ontology annotation, cellular component: postsynaptic density; dendrite; cytoplasm. The coding region runs from base 378 to 1460 and encodes 360 amino acids. Gene Ontology annotation, molecular function: G protein-coupled glutamate receptor binding. Gene Ontology annotation, biological process: G protein-coupled glutamate receptor signaling pathway; regulation of store-operated calcium entry. The transcript has 9 exons. The record is from RefSeq and is a predicted model, not a curated record. Lineage: Eukaryota; Metazoa; Chordata; Actinopteri; Siluriformes; Clariidae.
AGAGGAACACUCUGCGUGGAUAGAUCAUGAUAUAACCGAUAAGAUCCGUGGGCCUCUUCCUCAGGUAGGCAGCCGGGCUCAGUGGGAAAGAACUGACGGUGGGAUUUAACCCACAGCCCACACAGCGUCGGCCAGCACCGCUGCAUGCGUGCGUGUGUGCGCGCGUGCGUGUGCGCGCGUGUGAGAAAAUGCCGCCGUGUGGAAUGGCAGCGCGCGCGGAGGAGCCACGGCUCCGGCACUGAUGGACACGUUACGGACACGGUUCAUUUCAUAUCGACACGAGGAGGCCACUCAGACGAAACGCGAGCGGAAAUCGGUUUAAAUCUGCAUUCUGUCUCAGGAUCAUUCAGCGCCGAGGAAAGGAAGAAUCAUCCACCAUGGGGGAGCAGCCUAUCUACAGCACACGGGCGCAUGUCUUCCAGAUCGACCCCAAUACCAAGAAGAACUGGAUGCCCACCAGCAAGCAUGCCGUCACUGUCUCCUACUUCUAUGACAGCACCAGGAAUGUGUACCGGAUCAUCAGCCUGGACGGGUCAAAGGCUAUAAUAAACAGCACCAUCACCCCAAACAUGAGCUUCACGAAGACGUCGCAGAAGUUUGGGCAGUGGGCUGAUAGCCGCGCCAACACGGUGUACGGCUUGGGGUUCUCCUCAGAGCAUCAUCUGUCGAAGUUUGCCGACAAGUUUGCGGAGUAUAAAGAAGCGGCCCGCUUAGCCAAGGAGAAGUCUCUGGAGAAGAAGGAGCUGGCGAGCUCUCCCUCUCAGGAAUCGCCUGCUGACAUCCACUCGCCUCUGACCCCUCCCGCCUCCGCUGACCUCUGCCGCAUCAACGGCACCGGCGAUGACGCCACCUUGUCAGAUACAUCGCCAAAUUCCGAGCUCCAAUCAGAUCUAUCGCCAACCACCCCGACACUUGCGCACAGUCCGACUACCACCAAGCACUGGGAGGCAGAAUUGGCAGCACUGAAGAGUAACAAUGCCAAACUAACAGCGGCACUGCUGGAGUCCACCGCCAACGUCAAGCAGUGGAAACAACAGCUGGCUGCUUAUCAGGAGGAGGCUGAAAGGCUUCAUAAAAGGGUGUCAGAACUCGAGAGCCAAAGUAGUCAAGCCAAUGCGAUCAAGUGUCAGAAAACAGAGCUCAACAAAACCAUAGAGGAGUUGGAGGCCACACUGAAGACUAAAGAAGAGGAAAUGGACCGCCUGAAAGAGGAAGUUGAAAAGGCAAAGCAGCUACAGUCACAGAAGGAGACGCUGGAACAGAAACUAGAGGCCACAGAUGCAAGGAACAAGGACCUGGAGGAGCAGUUAGCUGAUGUGGAACAGCGCCUGGAGACGAGCCAGCUGGAGCAGGAGAAUUUCCGCAAGAGCCUCAAAACGCUGCUGGAGAUCCUGGACAGCAAGAUCUUUGAGCUGACAGAGAUGAGGGACAACCUGGCCAAGCUCAUAGAGGACAGCUAGAACAUGUUACGUUCGCUUCUUCCUCAGAAAAAAAAAACCCCAUGAAGACAUUGCGAGGUACACGGUGACAAGAACGAAAUGCACAGCUCUUCUACCCAGACCUCGUCAUGUACCUUCACACUUUUAAAGCCUUCUUGACUGGAGAACUCAUAUUAUUAUAUACUCACUUAUACGGUAAUGAUAAUCAUUCAGUUGCACUUGAAUUUGUACUUUUUAGGUGAACAAGAUUUCUUCAGUGCCACUGGUACCUACUAGGAAAUAAUAAUCCAUAUAUUGCUCCCGUUCUUUUUUUAUUAUUUAAAAACUAUUAUUAUUAUUAUUAUUAAUAUUAUUAUUAUUAUUAUUAGAAUUGUUUUCCUUAAUUGUACGCAGGUAGUGUAGAGAAAGUAGGCAGCCUACAAAGAUGAACGUUGCUGCACAUAGGCUCUUCCUUUUUAAGGUGCUGGUUUAGCGUGCCUGGUUACUUGCGAUUAAAGGACAUCUACUAUGCUGCUGAGGACACUCGAAUCAAUCACACCCACCAGAUCGUCCGUUCCGAGCCAUAUGUUGUAGCCAGACCGUGUCGGCUUGCCUCGUCACCUUCAAGGAAACUGCCUCAAUGUUCAGUCAGAGCUUCAGGAUAUUCUACCAUCGACUUCCUGACAAGAACAAAAACACCCUGGGAUGUCCGAACAUUUAGAUACAGGUGUGGUGUAUUGGCCUGUAAUGUACAAUGAGCAAUAUUCUAAAACAGUCUUCAUGUCACCUCAGUGUAUUUAUCAGGUAUUCCAACUCUGGACUAAUCUGUGGACUAAUGUGGUUUAGUAGAUGUACCCCUGAUAGUUUUCCUCAGAUCAGUUAUAGUGCUUUCAGAUUGUUUUGGCCUAAGAGUAUAAAUUCUGCAGUGAAGAGCAGAUUUGAUGGGAAAUAAACUCUGUUUUUUUUUUUUUUUUUUUUGCAUUACGAAAUGCAAUGUUCAGCUUACAGUUUAAAAUCAUGUGUUACUCUGAAAUGUAUAUGCUGAUGGAUAAAUUAUAUAGAGCACUGUCAAUAUGAUUGUAUUUAUAGACUGGAAAGUUCAAUUUUAAAAUUCCCAAUAUUAAUAAAAUAUUUAAAAAUAUCCACAAAAUGAUGUUUAAGAAAA